Molecule: messenger RNA, 4592 nt
Organism: Prinia subflava (tawny-flanked prinia)
Lineage: Eukaryota; Metazoa; Chordata; Aves; Passeriformes; Cisticolidae
Gene: STK10
Product: serine/threonine kinase 10
Exons: 19
Coding region: 219-3263 (1014 amino acids)
Biological process (GO): protein phosphorylation
Molecular function (GO): protein serine/threonine kinase activity; ATP binding
Source: RefSeq, a predicted model, not a curated record
CGGUGCCGGCCGGGCGGGCGGAGGAUGCGGGCGGCCAAUGGCUCUGUCCCGGGCAGCCCAGCCCGGCCCAGCAGGUGGAGCGGCUCCCGCUCCAUGUGCGCGGCCGGAGGCGGCCCCGGUGCCGGUCCCGCCUCGCCGCUCCCCGGGCGCGCAGCGGCUCCUUCCUCCCGGGGCCGGAGCGGGCGGCGGCUCCGCGGCUCCCGGGGCUGCUCUCCGGGAUGGCUUUCGCCAAUUUCCGCCGCAUCCUGCGCCUCUCCGCCUUCGAGAAGCGCCGCUCCAAGGAAUACGAGCACGUCCGCCGCGACCUGGACCCCGGCGAGGUGUGGGAGGUGGUGGGCGAGCUGGGGGACGGAGCCUUCGGCAAAGUCUACAAGGCCAAGAACAAGGAGACGGGGGCUUUGGCAGCUGCCAAGGUCAUCGAGACCAAGAGCGAGGAUGAGCUGGAGGAUUACAUGGUGGAGAUCGAGAUCCUGGCCACCUGCCAGCACCCCCACAUCGUCAAACUGCUGGGAGCCUUCUACUGGGACAGCAAACUCUGGAUCAUGAUCGAGUUCUGCCCCGGCGGGGCCGUGGAUGCCACGAUGCUGGAGCUGGACAGGGCCCUGACUGAGCCACAGAUCCAGGUGAUUUGCCGCCAGAUGUUGGAAGCUCUGCACUACCUGCACAGCAAGAGGAUCAUCCACAGGGACCUGAAGGCUGGGAACGUGCUCCUCACCCAGGAUGGGGACAUCAAGCUGGCUGACUUUGGAGUGUCUGCCAAGAACAUGAAAACCUUGCAGAAGCGGGACUCCUUCAUUGGGACCCCUUACUGGAUGGCCCCGGAGGUGGUGAUGUGUGAGACCAUGAAGGACACGCCCUACGACUACAAGGCUGACAUCUGGUCCCUGGGGAUCACCCUGAUCGAGAUGGCCCAGAUCGAGCCGCCCCACCACGAGCUCAACCCCAUGAGGGUCCUGCUGAAGAUUGCCAAGUCCGACCCGCCCACGCUCAGCUGCCCUUCCAAAUGGUCCCUGGAGUUCAGAGAUUUCCUGAAGAAGGCGCUGGACAAGAACCCGGAGACGCGGCCCAGUGCUGCCCAGCUGCUGGAGCACCCCUUUGUCAGCAAGGUCAGCAGCAACAGGGCCCUGCGGGAGCUGGUGGCCGAGGCCAAGGCUGAGGUGAUGGAGGAGAUCGAGGAGAGCCGGGAGGAAGCAGAGGAGGAUGACUCCUCGGAGUCUGCCUCGCCCCCUGGGAAGCACAAGCGGGACCCCUCCCAGGCGAGCCAGCUGAGCUUGGAUGGGGAGAAACCUCCGGAGUCCUCCUUGCCCAAGGCUGUGAACGGCUCCGUGGGGACUGGCAAGGACACCGCAGAGGGCCAGAGCCCCAAAGGGAUAAAGGAUAAAGGGGUGAGCAGUGACAGUGACAAACUGGACAGCAAGCACUCCACAAAACCCAGCUCGGCCUCCUCGGCCACCCAGGACAAGCCAGACAUCAUCCUGCAGCCAGGACAUUUGGGGAACUCAACAGAGGGGAACAAGGAGCCCAGGCUGGGCAGGGAGGAGAGGAAGAGCAUUGGGGAGAGCAAGAGCCUGGAGGAGAGGAAGAGCCUCGGGGAGAGGAAGAGCAUGGUGGAGCGACCAGAGAGUGUUCUGGAGAACUUCAGUGGGGAGAGGAAGAGCCUGGAGGAGAGGAAGAGCCUUGGGGAGAGGAAGAGCGUGGUGGAGCGACCAGAGAGUGUUCUCCUGGAGAACUUCAGCGAGGAGAAGCUGCCCAAUGGGAGCCUGGUGGAGCCCCUGGCGCCGUUCCCCGGCAGCCGCUCCAAAGGGGACUCGGAUUCGGGCAGCACCUCGGCCUCCGAGAGCAUGGACCUCACCAUCUCCCUGUCUGCUGACCUGGCCCUCAGCAGGGAGAGCGGCUCCAUCUCCCUCAAGGAGUCCCGGAUGCACAAGAAGACCCUGAAGCGCACCCGCAAGUUCGUGGUGGACGGCGUGGAGGUGAGCGUCACCACCUCCAAGAUCAUCAGCGAGGACGAGAAGAAGGAUGAGGAGAUGAGGUUUCUCAGGCGCCAGGAGCUGCGGGAGCUGCGGCUGCUGCAGAAGGAGGAGCACAGGAACCAGGCCCAGCUGAACAGCAAACACCAGCUGCAGCUGGAGCAGAUGCUGCGGCGCUUCGAGCAGGAAACCAUGGCCAAGAAGAAGUUCUACGAGGCGGAGCUGGAGGGCCUGGAGCGGCAGCAGAAGCAGCAGAUCGAGAGGAUGGAGCAGGAGCACGCGCUGCGCCGGCGCGAGGAGGCCAAGCGCAUCCGCCUGGAGCAGGAGCGCGACCACGCGCGCUUCCUGGAGCACCUCAAGAUGAUGAAGAAGGAGGUGAAGAACGAGGUUGAGAAGCUGCCACGGCAACAGCGCAAAGGGAACCUGAAGACGAAGAUGGACGACUUCACCCAGAAAAAACAAACCAUGGAACAGGAGUUCCUGGCCAAGCAGAAGGAGGACCUGGAGCAGGCCAUGAAGAACAUCACUGCCCAGAACAAAAGAGAGAUCUGCGACAAGGAGCGCGAGUGCCUCAACAAGAAGCAGCAGCUGAUGAGAGACCGGGAAGCUUGCAUGUGGGAUCUGGAGGAGCGUCAGCAGCAGGAGAAGCACCAGCUCAUCAAGCAGCAGCUGAAGGACCAGUAUUUCCUCCAGAGGCACGAGCUGCUCCGCAAGCACGAGAAGGAAAGGGAGCAGAUGCAGCGCUACAACCAGCGCAUGCUGGAGCAGCUGCGGGCCAGGCAGCAGCAGGAGAGAGCCCGGCUGCCCAAGAUCCAGCGCAGCGAGGGCAAGACGCGCAUGGCCAUGUACAAGAAGAGCCUCCACAUCCACUCCAGCGGCAGCGCCUCCGAGCAGAGGGAGAAGAUCAAACAGUUUGCUCUGCAGGAGGAGAAGAGGCAGAAGGCCGAGCGGCUGCACCAGCAGCAGAAGCACGAGUCGCAGAUGAAGGACAUGCAGGCCCAGUGUGAGAGCAACGCCAACGAGCUCCAGCACCUCCAGAACGAGAAGUGUCACCUCCUGAUCGAGCACGAGACCCAGAAACUGAAGUCCCUGGACGAGAACCACAACCAGCACAUGAAGGAGUGGCGAGACAAGCUGAGACCACGGAAAAAGGCCCUGGAGGAUGAGCUGAACCAGAAGAAGCGGGAGCAGGAGAUGUUCUUCAAGCUGAGCGAGGAGGCCGAUGGACAAGUGCCAGUGUCCCCAAACAAACACGCCAAGUUCGUCCCCUUCAGCUCCUCAGAGAGCUUGUAACACCUGGCAGGCCACCAGCAGGCACUGGCCGUGUCCUCCUGGGCUGCAGGGGCACCUUGGACCUGGAGGCCCCUCUGAGCAGCCCCUCCUCACCACAGCACCCUCCUGUCCCCGGCUCUGCCCGGGACAAACGUGGCCUCUGCGCUGGCGGGGCUGGCUGGAACUGGGGCUGGCUGGAACUGGGGCUGGCUUUCCCAGCAGCUCCAGGCUGGGAACUGGGGCACAACCCUGCCUGGAUUGUUCUUGCACUGAUGGCUGGAUGCUCCCUGGGUGAGCCUGGUGGGUUUGGCAGCUCAGGCUGGAGCAGUGAGCACUGUGAUCAGGAGAAACAGCCCCUCGGGGCAGGGCGGGCACCUCCCUCUCCAUCCUGGCUGCUCCUGUCCCAGUCCUUUGUAAGGCCUGGCCUAGGGCAGAGCAGCUUUGGCAUUAUCACCUUGGCCUUAGACUUAUUCCUGGGCACUGUGGCCCCUUUUUUUUGCCAUAGAGACAGAGAUUUGGGGGUUUUUGCCUAGGGAGGAGGGCUGGGUUUUCUCUUUCCUCCUCCUCCCCGCACAGACUGUGCAGAAAGGGGCUGGAUGUCCUCUCAGAGAUGCUUCUGCUGCUCCUUUGCAGUGACCACGGGUAGCACAGCCCCUGUGGCACUGAGGUAACCCUGUUAGGGCUCUGUUAUGGUGGUUCCUCUGCCCAGCUGGCUGCAGGCUCUGGUUCUGGAGCAAGUGGGAGUGCAGGUGCAGAGGGGGAGGCUGGGGACAGCAGCCAGUCCUCGGUGACACGGUGGAGUGUCUGUCACUGUCACAUGCCUGUGGGGUGAGCAGGGGUGAGGGCUGUUACUGCCACAGCUCCCAUGACCACACAGCUGCUUGAGGCUGGUUUUUAAAUCCUUUCUGUGUGGGGCCGUGUGGGUCAGCCAGCCUGGCCAGCGGGUUAUGGCAGCAGAGCAUCCUUUGGGAGGAGCGAAGGAGCAGCAGGAGAUGCAAAGGGGACUCGUUACUCCCAGCAGCUCCUUGUGCACUGAUGUCUCAUCUCCUUGUGAUGUGCCACAGUUUUUUGGAUGGUUCUCCUGGCUGGGAGUCGUGGGCAGAGUGGCAGAGCAGGUCCUCUGUCCUUUGUGUCCCCUCGCCCUGCACUUGGCUGAGCUGCUGGGUGGGGCUGUGAGCACAGAGCUGGGGAGGGGUCAGGGACCCCACUGGCUGCACCUUCUCCUUUACACAACCCAGAGGUGUAAGGCAGCACUUAAGUUUUUCUCUGGACAACAUUGUUUGUUUAAGACCUGUUUCUUUAGCAAGAAAAAAAAUAUUUCUGCUUAAGAAAAAAAAAAAAAAAAGAAAA